AUGAACGCUUCUUGUAUUAUUGAUUUGAAUCGACUUUCAAUCCAUGAUAACCAAAAUCAUAUCCAAGAGCCAACACAAGAUGAUCCAUUUGCAUCAUCUCAUUCUAAUGAAGUAGAGCGGCCACAAUCCUCACAACAAGAUGAAAAUACGACUAUACCAUUAUGGCCAAAAGAGCCAAAAUGUAACCAAGAUGAAGAUAGAAAGAUCCAUCCCAGUCUAGCUCAGGAAAUUGAUGAUCUCGUCAUGAAAGCUAAUCAAUACGAGGAACAAGAAUUAUACGAUCAAUGUCUCUGUUACUAUAACAAAGUUUUAUCACUUAGUAUCAAACGCUAUGGGCGUUCUCAUCGACGUGUUCUUGAUAUUUACUGUGCUAUUGGAAAAUUGCAAUUAAUACUAGGUUUAAUUGAAGAAUCGCUUUGGUCUCACUAUCAGGUACUAAAAGUAUGCACAGAGCAUUAUAACAACGAUAACCUCCUUAUGGCGAUGGCAUACUACCUAGUAGGAGAAUCCGUUGCGUCUAUGGAUCGUUGUGAAUCGUUAUUAUUCUUUAAGGAAUCUUUAGAAAUUUUAUUGAAUUAUAGUCAAGAAGUGGAUGAUGAUAAUGAAUUUGCCAUAAGUUUGAUUCAUGGGGCCGUAAUGGCGAGUAGAAAGUGUUCUAGCCAAAUUGCUAGCGAAUAUGGCUAUUUUAUAUUAACCUUGUUAUCAUCUAUUAAUCAUUCUUGUAUAGAAAUAGCUACAACAGAGGUUGAUAUCCAUUUCCUGACCUGUGAAGUCUUUCAUCUGAAAUUGGAAUCAUUGGAUUUAUUGGCACUAUCAGAGGCAAUUAUAUCUAGUAGCAACAACGUAUUAGAGGCUGACGAUCAUUUAUCCGAUGAAAUAGGAUUUAACAUCUACGAUGGCAAUAAUUGGGAUUUUUUAGAGGAAAGCAAACGUUUGGAACAUUUAAAUCAAUGGCAACGACAAGCAUUAAUCUCAACCGCUGCUAGCCAUUAUGAUCGUGCAUUGCAACUUUAUUACAUGAUUAUUGGUGCUGUUCAAUGUUCAUCAUGGAGUAGCAGUCAUUUAGAACUGUAUAUAACAAGUCAAAUUGCAGCGCUACAUUACUGGUUGGCAAAAGAGGACAAUUUAGACUCAAUUCAACAUUUAGAAUUAAGCCAUAAAAUGUAUCAAGCAGCCGGAAAGCUUUCCGUGUCAAUUUAUCCUCAAUCUUAUGUUAUGCAUCAAACAAUUCAUUCAGGCAUUGAAAAGUGUGCUUCAUUAAUGGAAAUGAAGUCAGAAAUGACUAGGAAAUCGGUGAAUCCUAUCCCUACUCCUAUUGCCAAUCAUGGAUAG
Messenger RNA from Trichoplax adhaerens, 1332 nucleotides. RefSeq lists its product as uncharacterized. The transcript is spliced from 5 exons. Gene Ontology annotation, molecular function: protein binding. The record is from RefSeq and is a predicted model, not a curated record. Bases 1 to 1332 code for a protein of 443 amino acids. Lineage: Eukaryota; Metazoa; Placozoa; Uniplacotomia; Trichoplacea; Trichoplacidae.